Messenger RNA from Dichotomopilus funicola, 747 nucleotides. RefSeq lists its product as uncharacterized. The transcript has a single exon. Lineage: Eukaryota; Fungi; Ascomycota; Sordariomycetes; Sordariales; Chaetomiaceae. Bases 1 to 747 code for a protein of 248 amino acids. The record is from RefSeq and is a predicted model, not a curated record.
AUGUCAACAAACCCACCCCCCAUCUUCACCGACGACGACGUCAUCCACGAGCGCGGCCCCAAACGUCUACCAAUCCUAUUUCCCAUCUACUUAAACCUAGACGGGAAGCCGAACGUAAGCCGCAAGCCAAAAGUCGUGCCACCCCCCACAUACACAACCACAACCACCUCCGACUCCAACGAUAAGAGCUCCGGCCUUAACCGCCCCCUUGCUUCAACCCCACGACACCCCGAAGCUUAUUAUUCCCAGCAUCAAUGCCCGAUAUGCGACCGGUUCAUUGCCAUCGAUGAAGGGGCCGAUUACAUCGGGCACUUGAAAUGUCUACAUAGGGGGACAUGCCCCCGGCCGGAGUGCAUGCUCGCAUACUAUGGCCGAACGGACAAGUGGGUGGGAUUAGAGACCGAUACACCAACACCGCCAACAACAUACAAACAAGAGGCCAAAUUAUUCUGCCAAGCCCCAGGGUGCAAAGAGGAGAUUGAAUCGUGGUGUCUGGUGAAGGCGAGACGGGAUAUUAUGGGGGGGUCUGUUAUCGCUGUGUCAACGCAUGAGCCGGGGGUUGAUGAGGCCUGGGAGGAGGCGGUUGCGAGAGUGAAGGAGAGGAGGAAGGAGGAGGAUCGGAGGAGGAUGAAGGAAUGGAAGAAGGAGUUGAAGAGGGAGCAGCGGGAGAAGAAGAAGGAAGAGAGGGAGGAAAAGAAGGAGAAGAAGAAGGAGGAGAGGAAGGAGAAGAAGGGGCUGUUUUGGUGA